This is a messenger RNA of Aspergillus calidoustus, 2254 nucleotides long. The record is from the annotation of a GenBank genome assembly. NCBI's taxonomy places the organism in Eukaryota, Fungi, Ascomycota, Eurotiomycetes, Eurotiales, Aspergillaceae.
AGGACGCUUUCUAUAUAAGGUGCGAUGAGCCCGAGCUUUGGGAUCCCUCAACUCUCCAUCACCGCUGCAAUGGCCUACUAUCUGUACAAGAAGAUCAAGGCAUCACGGGCCGCCAAAGCCCAGAGUGAACUCAUCCCUCUCGGUAGCAGCCACUCGAGCCCAUUCGAGCGGACAUCCCAGCAACAGGACGGCCAUCCACUGACUUCAAAUGAUCCGCUUUUGUCAACUUCCGAGAAAACAUCCCCGUCUCCUGAACUCGAAGCCGAGAAGCGCCGGCGACGCAUCUAUCGUUGGAAGCUUAUCACCAGUCUAUUCCUCCCAUACAUGUUGGCAACGAUAGAUCUGACUAUUGUCGCGACCGCCGUUCCAUUCAUCGCAUCACAUUUUAACGAACUCGACGAGCUCAACUGGAUCGUCACAGCAUUCACCUUGACAUCCACCGCCCUAAUUCCAACCUUCGGGCAACUCGCCGAUGUCUUCGGUCGACACGCAACCCUCCAACUAGCGACAUUCCUUAUGCUCAUAGGAAGUGUUCUGUGUGCAGCCGCGCAAAGCUGGGGCAUGCUCCUUCUUGGACGUGCGCUACAGGGUACGAGCUCCGCCGGCUUGAUGACCAACAUCAUGAUCAUCCUGGCGGACAAUGUUACACUGGAAGAGAAUGCGAAGAAUAAUUCCAUCUUUGCGUUUGUUGGUGGGGUUGCGUAUUCGAUUGGGCCGGUUAUUGGGGGGUACUUGACUGACUCCAACUGGCGCUACUGCUUUGUUAUCUCGAUUCCUAUCGCCUUCGUCUCCCACAUAAUAAUAUUCAUCCUCCUCCGCAAAGAACUCAAGCCCGGAACAUACACCCACACCCCCUCAACCUCCCCCGUCCGCUCCUUCCUCUCCGCUCUCGCGACCCUCGAUAUCCUCGGAACAAUCCUCUUCAUCUUCGGCGUCGGCCUCAUAAUCCUCGGCACUGCCUGGGGUGGCUCAACGUAUCCGUGGGUAUCCGCCCAAGUUCUCGCGCCCCUGGUCGUCGGAGCCGUCUGUUUCUUCACCUUCUUUGGGUACGAGUACCUACUUGAAAGCGGGAAACUUUCUGGCAUUUCCCUCCUCGCGAGGCAGAAACCCAUGCUGCCGUAUAGUAUGUUCAAACGGCUCGACACACUAUGGCUCGCGAUCUUGCAGUUUGCUGCAGGCGCCGCCAUGUAUUCUGUCUUCUACUAUGUGGGGAUUUACUUCACCGUUGUUGAGGCGUAUCCAGCGUCCAGGGCAGGUGUGCAGUUGCUUUACUAUAUUCCUGGCUUAGGUGCCGGCGUCUACCUAGCAAUGUUCUUGUGCAACGUCACCCCCGCGCAAACAUUCUACCCCCUGACCCUGGGAACCAUCCUCGAAACCCUCGGCCUCGCCCUCGUAACAUGGGGCAUAUCCGCCCAAAAGACAUCAAUAAUUAACGGCAUGAUGGUCCUCGCCGGCGCAGGCACCGGAAUCCGCAUGAUGCCCGCGAACCUCCACAUAGCGGGUAUCUGGCCUGAUAAACUCGCUGCCGCACUCUCCCUUAUGCGCUUUGCCUUGCCGUUUGGUGGGACGGUGGGGAUCACGGUUAUGGGGAGUGUUUUCAAUAAUAAGCUCUCCACUUCGAUUUCGCGUCUCACUACAGGCGGUGGUGCCGUGUCCGCGCAGGAUCUCGGACACGGUGGAACAGAGAGCCUGGAUUUCAUCGCCUCGCUCCCAGACUCCCUGCAGGCGGGCGUACGACAUGCAGGGAAAGAUGCCAUUAUGUGGGCGUACAUCUCCAUCAUGCCGAUUUUGGGGAUUAGUCUUGUGACGGGAUUCUUCCUGGGGAAUGUUUGGAUUCGGAAGAGGGGGAAGAAGGGCGAUGCGGAGGGUCGAGCUCAGGCGCAGGCGCAGGCUGAAGGUGAAAGUGGGGGUGGGAAUGGGAUCGCGGGUGCGAGUGAGGUUGUGUAUGUGCCGUAUCUCUAUGCGGUUUUCAAGGGUGUUGGGCGGUAUAAGCAUAUCACUCGGCCGGUUCAGCUCGGUGGCUCUGGCGAAGCGAAUACCAGUGAGAGGGCUUGAGUGCUCAGAUUAUGUUGAUAUUAUUGUAUAGAUAGGAUGACUCGGGUUGAAUUAAUGCUUUUUCUCUAGGGGUGGCCUAAGGUAGACGAUCAGUAGGGGGCUCGACUUCAAGGUUGGCAUCACUCCUCUUUCAAAUUCACUUUCCCCUCACUUUACCUGUCACUGGACCUAUGAAACUCUAAGUCAGGCCACUCGGCAU